Melanotaenia boesemani (Boeseman's rainbowfish) is the source of this 1467-nucleotide messenger RNA. RefSeq names its product testis expressed 264, ER-phagy receptor a (gene tex264a). The transcript is spliced from 4 exons. Gene Ontology annotation, biological process: protein-DNA covalent cross-linking repair; reticulophagy. The record is from RefSeq and is a predicted model, not a curated record. NCBI's taxonomy places the organism in Eukaryota, Metazoa, Chordata, Actinopteri, Atheriniformes, Melanotaeniidae. Gene Ontology annotation, cellular component: endoplasmic reticulum membrane; replication fork; autophagosome membrane. Bases 272 to 1276 code for a protein of 334 amino acids.
UUCUUCCACUGUUUGGGAAAAUACCAUAAACAAACUGGCUUUUCAGUCCUCUCAAGCGAGUAUUUUGAGUUUCAUUUUCUUUUCUUUUCUCUUGUUGCGUUUGUGGAAAACAAAUUUAGUACAGUCGUUUUCGACGGCGGCGUUUUUUGCUUUGUUUGAACACAGGGACCACAGUUAGUGUGUGUGUGUGCGCGUGUGUGUGUCCGGCGAAGAACAUUUAGCUUUGACAGAACCUGCAGUUUUGCACUGACUGCAGCUGCAACGAGAGACCAUGUCUGAUUUCAUUCUGCUGCUUCUGAUAAUUGUCCUCCUGGUGUGUCUGGCUGUGACAGUGGGGGGCUUGCUGGCGUACUCGGGGCUCCUGUCAGACGUGGUCAUUAAGACCGGGCCACCUCCUAUCAGAAAUGUUACCAUUGCAUAUAAGUUCAAGGAGGGCUCAUACAAGGACUGCGGUUCAGUCUACACAGAAAGCUGCAGCAUCGGGCCAAAGCUGAGCUCCAUCGGCAUUUUCUACGAUGACCCCAAGCAGAGGCCACCAGAGAAAUGCCGCUACAUGGUGGGCAGUGUCCUGUGUGAGGGUGACGAGAAGCCAGAUGAAGAACUGCUGAAGCUCUAUGAGAAGUUUGGCUUCAAGGUGUUUUCUCUACCUGAAGUGAGCCAUGCUGUGACCACAAGCUUUCCAUGCACAACCCAUCUGUCCCAUGUGUUGGGUCCUUACAGGGUCUACCCCAGACUGUCUUCCUAUAUUGAGGAGAGGAAGCUUUGUGCCUUCCCAAUGAUUGAGAUCUGCAGCUCAGGUAUCAUCAACUAUAUGGUUCCUCUGUCUCGCCAAACAGACUUCUUUGUACCUGAAAUGAAAGAGGAACUUAAAACAGAUGUGAAAGACGAUGACUCCGACGAGGACAGAGGAACUGACAUUACAGGUGCAGAUUCUCACAGUGACGUAAGCUCAGUAAGCGGUGGCGUGCCAUGGGACAGCCGAGAGACAUCCCUGGCAGCAUCUACUGCCGCCUCCCUGGCCUCCUCUCUGCCCCUGAGGGAGGUAAUGGAUGCAAACGAAGACAUUAAGCACACUGACCACAGCGACAGAGGCUCGAAUGAAUCUAUGGGCAGCGGCUCAUCCUUUGAAGAGCUUGACAUGGAUCAGGAGGAGCAGGAGGAGGGAGAGGAGAAGGAAGAUGGAGAGGAGGGCAUCCCUGAGGGUGAAAAUGGAGCUAAAGAAGCAGUUGAACUGAUGGCUGAGAAGAAGGAGCACUUGGGAGAUGGAGAUGAGUAGGCAGGAUGCUUAAAGAGUAAAGGGAUGCAGACAUGUAACACUGGCAUGGUAGAACGUUCCUGUUGGUUAUCUGUCAAGUAAUCUUGUUGGUGGAUCUAAAGCUGUUCAAUCCAUGACCAACAUAUUUUCCAACCUUCUAAAUCUUUAUUUAAAACAUGUAACUUAUGUUUAACAGUAAUCGCUCUUCUUUU